GCUGGUGCCUGAGGUCUCUGGAGGCCGAGCUAGGCAGGUGCUUUCAAAAGCCGGCCUGGCCACUCGUGUAUAUAGAGUGCUUACUCUGCACCCAGCUUUAUCUCGGAGUGCGCCUUGUUAGGCAGCAGAGUGGUGAUGACCCGACAGGGACAGAUCUCCAGCCACUGGACAGACAACCACUGUGUUUCAGUGUCAGGCUCAGCACAAGGCUUCUCAACGGUGCGCGCGCUUUAGUCCCAAGAGUCUGGAAAUCAGGGCAUUAGAAACGAUUCUUCCUGAGAGCAGAGGCCAGGGUUACAGUAAGGCCUCUACUUCAGAUGAAAAGAGGAGGGAAGAAUGGACUACACUCACCAAACUGCCCUAAUUCCAUGCGGACAAGACAAGUACAUGCCCAAGAGUGAACUUCUCCUACAUCUAAAGACAUACAACUUGUACUAUGAAGGCCAGAACCUGCAACUCCGACACCGAGAGGAAGAAGACGAGUUCAUUGUGGAGGGGCUGCUGAACAUCUCCUGGGGGCUGCGCAGGCCCAUUCGGCUGCAGAUGCAGGAUGACCACGAACGCAUCCGUCCCCCACCAUCCUCCUCCUCCUGGCACUCCGGCUGUAACCUGGGCGCACAGGGCACCACACUGAAGCCCCUUACCGUGCCCACUGUCCAGAUCUCAGAAGUGGAUAUGCCCGUUGAAAACAUGGAGACGCAUAGCCCAACAGAUUCCAGAGGCCUGAAGCCUGUGCAGGAGGACACCCCACAGUUGAUGCGCACACGCAGUGAUGUUGGGGUGCGCCGCCGUGGCAAUGUGAGGACAUCCAGUGACCAGCGGCGAAUCAGACGCCAUCGCUUCUCCAUCAAUGGCCAUUUCUAUAACCACAAGACAUCAGUGUUCACACCAGCCUAUGGCUCUGUCACCAAUGUCCGCAUCAACAGCACCAUGACAACUCCGCAGGUCCUGAAGCUGCUGCUCAACAAGUUUAAGAUUGAGAAUUCGGCAGAGGAGUUCGCGUUGUACGUGGUCCACACCAGUGGUGAGAAGCAGAAGCUGAAGAACUCUGACUACCCCCUGAUCGCCCGCAUCCUCCAGGGCCCCUGUGAGCAGAUCUCCAAAGUGUUUCUGAUGGAGAAGGACCAGGUGGAGGAGGUCACCUAUGAUGUGGCCCAGUAUAUAAAGUUUGAGAUGCCAGUCCUUAAAAGCUUCAUUCAGAAACUCCAGGAGGAAGAAGACCGGGAGGUGGAGAAGCUGAUGCGAAAGUACACGGUGCUCCGGCUAAUGAUUCGGCAAAGGCUAGAGGAGAUAGCAGAGACCCCUGAGACUAUCUGAGCCAUGGGAAUAAGGACAAUCCAGACACUCCAGGGCCCGAGGCUGACCUGAGAAGACCCAUGGGAAGCUAGGCACUGUCCUUCCACAGAAACGUUUUCACACGAACCUUGCAGCCCUCCGAAAGCCAGAACUGCUCCUACAGUAGGACCUAGAAGCAGCAGACGGCUCCCCAUCUCCGGAUCCCUGCUCCUCUUGGUUUUGUUCUCAAAGACCUUCAUCCUAAGGAGGACCCACAAUGUGUAUGCUCACAUACCUGAGUGUGCACGUGUGUGCGUGUGUGCGCACACACGCAAGUGUGCGUAUGUGUACUUACUAUGUCCAUGCGCCUCCCUGAUGUUCUUACAUUUGGUUAAAUUCCGAGCAGGUGCCGUGAGGCUGGUGCGCAGGAGGAGCAGGGGGGUGACUGAGACUUCUUGCCUCUUCCAGUGCCAACGGCAGCCACACAGAUCUGACAGGGAAGAGGAGGCCGCGGGCUCCCCGUUUGGAACGCCUGAAGGUUUACAGCAGAGAUUGUUCUCAUUUGCCAAGGAGGAUGGGUGACCCUGAGAUCUUUGGGAAUUAGUCAAAGUGACAGCCCAAUGAAAUGGCAAAGCAAGAUCGCCUCGGGGCAGAUACAAUGAGUCUGUGAGUUUUUGCACUGGAAAGGUUAUCGUUGUAAAAGCACAAUUAAUGUCCUGUCCUAUGUGGACCCCUGGAAAGAAGGGAUUCUGAUUUUGCUCUUGGCUUUGUGGAUGCUUCUGGGUGUUUCUUCUCUCCAGCUGACACUCGAAUUCAUUCUGACCUGCUCGUGUACCCAGACCGGGUGUGUGCUGGGACAAAUGGCACUCGUAGACUGGAGGGAAGGUCACAGGUGCCACCAUCACAUCAGUAAGAGUAUCCCCCACGUGGAGCUGGGGCAUUGUGUUUGAAGUUACACGGUUUUCUUUCCGGCCUUUGCACACUUGCAAGCUCCUUCACUUUAUACAUGGAGAUGGAUUCCAAGAAUGGAGACCUGUCCUGUUCACUCGACAUAGGGAAGUUCUUUGGGGAGUUCCAUGCGUGUGGGCAGAGAGGAUAGUGCUUGCUUAGCCUUUGAGAGGCCAUGGUUUUUAGAACCAGUCUCAUUGGCAGAAAAGAGCAGGGAUGAUCCUGUAGUCCCUCCAUUUGGGACGCUGCCAUGUAGCUGGUCACCUGUGUGACUUGUACCAUUUGAGGUUGGACAGAUGGAUACUAGGGCCUUGCUGCUGGUCUGUGAAACUCGACCAAGCAAGAUAAGCAGCCCGUAACUCAGACAUCUCUGAGUCUUGCUACAACAGGAUGCCCUUGCCUACCUGCCCUCAAGAAAGCUCUAGAAGCAUGGCAGCCAAGGGGCCCUGACCAGUGUGCCUUUUAAGGAAGGUGGAACUCUUCUACAGAUCUCUUCCUGGGUAGGAGUGUUACUGUCCUUCACUCUCCUCAGAAGGUUCACGGCUGUGGCCUCACUGUGGUCAGCCAUUUUGCUGGGUAUCAUUUAGCACCCUAGCUCCUCUUCUGGGGCAGCACAAUGCAUCCCAUGAGCAGUGGGAUGGAAACCUAGUGGUUCUUAGUCUCUAUCACAGACUCCAAAGACAGCAAAGCACAGAGCUGGGGCUGGGGAUGCAGCUCUCCUUAGGAGCACAACUGAACUCAGUGGGCAGCUGGGGUGGGGGUUCCUUUACUACAGACAAAGAACAGCUUUGUGAAUGCAAAUAUCUGAGAAAAUUUGAUUUGGAUAAUUUCUCUCCCAGUUAUCUUUAUCUUGAAUGUUCAGAGCCUAUGUUGAUCCACACUUCUCCCUUGGGAACUUGGGGGGUUUCCACGGAGCACACUAACUGACUGGGAAGUUAUUUCUGAUUUAUGAAAGCUCGCUGUGAUAGUGUCAGCACGUGACCGUUUCUGAGUGUCAGGUCGCCAGGCUCUCCAAGGUGGUGGUGCCAAGGUAGAUGGCCUUUAAAGUAUGGGGUUCAGAAAGGGAGUUGGGGUCCAUGCUCACUAACCCAUCUUGGCACAUCCCCUAAAGAUCAUUUCUCACACCCAAAGAACUAAUCAGGAGAUUUUAGGAAAUUGACUGGGGCUGAGACCCAGUGGUAGAGCAUUUUCUAAUGUGUGUCAAAAGUAGCACAGUCUAACACACACACACACACACACACACACACACACACACACGCACAAGCAGCCAUAGCCCAGUGGUUGAGGGGUUCUUGGAGUGUUAGGGCCUGGUGCCUGAAACUUGCACCAAACUCCACUCUACCCCGUGAACUUGGGAAACCUUUGACAGAGCCGCAGCAGAACAGACCACGACAGUGGCGACCGGAUUUUCUCACUGGUCUCACUUCGCAGCUUUGAACUCCAAGACCGAUUAGUGUGGGUUUACGUAAUUGGGCGCAAUGGACCUGAAAUCGGGAGGGAUAAAAGACUAACGCAAGGCGGUGGUGGGGGUGUUAAUCCAACAGGUGAAAAGUGGUUCGGCUGCCUCUGGACUCUUCCCCUCCCCUGCCCUCCACAAAGGCUUAUGUUACAAGGUGACCAAGUGGACACUGGCGUCGGUCUGAGGGAGGUGGUGAUGUCAGGCAUAGGUUCGCUUUCUUGGUGGCCAGGUUAGUGGGGAGGUGAGGCCUCACAGUGGGUGGGGGUGUUAGUUGGAAAGAGCUGGAAGCACAGACGCCAGCCAUGCCUGUGCUACUGAUGAAGGGCACACUGCUGACACACUGGACAAGUGCAGCUUGGAGCCGAGGCUGGGGAGAGACGACCUCAGCAGGACAGUGGCGCAGCCCAAGACCGAGAUGUUGGCCUGAGGCAAGCUGAUGGUUUGGGAAGAAAUAUUCACAACCUUCUCCUAUUUCUAGAAACUUCCAGAUAAAGAAAUUUUAUCCGUGCCAUAUGAUGGUCCUCCAAUAUCUGCAAAAGCAUCUCGGCAAGGAUUGUGUUUUGUGGUUUUGCGCGUGUAUUUGAUGUAGGAGGGUAGAUAAGGAAUCUGGUCAAACAGGGCAAGAAGCAUUCAAGGAAUGACAGAAACAGUGAGGCCUCAAGGCAAAACCCAAAUUUUGUUUGAAGCUUUGUAACAUGGAGAACUUGGGGUUAGGGAUACAUUUCCAAGAAAGAAAUAUGUCCGUGACCAAAGGAGUUUUAAUGUCCCACAGGAAUAAGCUUGGCCCUGUGUGAGGGAGGAGGCAGGGGGCUGUCCUAGCUCACUCACUCCCACAGCACUGCCUGCUUUAAAGUUUCUUACGUAGCUUGUUGUCUGUAAAGCCUGGCUUCCGCCAGAUGGGAGAGCAUCUAUAAACCUGACGUGACAUCCCCUCUGUCAGACGUAAUUGAAAGUGUUCACCAUAUCUCGGGUUACACCUCCCGCCCUUCCUCCUACUCCCAUGAAACUGAGAACAGGGGUGCUUAAGCUGUGAACUUUGGAGAAGCCUCAGUUUCCAGGCCGCUGGGUUCUGGGGGUUCUACUAGUGUUUCUUCGGUUUUCCCUCUUGGUUGGGUAGAGUCUCUUUUUCCCUCGUCAUAACUUGCGUAUUAGGAAUGGUACAUGACUUGGUUCAACUGUCGGUUACGAACUGAAAAAUCGGAUGUUAGGGCAUCUUAACACGAUUGGAUGAGGCCUCGUGGCGAGCCAUGGUUUUGCAACCUUUUAAUUUUGUCUUAGACCUUAUUUAAAUAAAGCACUUUUAGAAGCGAGUCCCCGUGGAUUUGUUCUGUGGGUCUUAGGAGGGGAGCUCUGCUUCCCCAGGUCAGUUGUAAGGUGAAGGCUCAGAAACUUAAGCCGGUUUCCUUCCCCCAGGGUUUGUGGUUUGAACUACCCAGGAUUACCAAUAAUGCUUCUAGUCUGUUUGGUGUUAUAUAACAAAGUAGCAGAGACCAGGAAACUUACAAAGCUCAGGCGCUGGAGUCUGUAAAGUCUAGGAGCACAGGGUUAGUGUCUGGUGGAGCCUUUGGAGAGCCACAGAGUAAGACAGAGAAAACAGAGUAGAGAGUUCUCCGUUUUACAUUAUUCGGCUUUGUUGGUGGUGGGGAUGAACACCGCCCUGUGCAUGCCAAGUACACAUGCUACUGCCGAGCCUGAGAGCUUGUGCUGACAAUUAAGCUGCUCCUCCAAUAUCCCAUGAUUCCAUGAGCAGUUUAUUCUACUCACCAGGGUAGAAUUCUAAGGGCCCAGUUACCUCCAGGCCCUUCUACCACUGGAGACCGAGGUUCCAACAUGUGAAUUUGGGGGACGCAUUCAAGCCACUAACUGUUUCCAAUCAGAAACAAAAACGAGCUUGUUUUCCUGUGAGUCAGGUUGAGGCCACUGGUGUGGUAGAAGGAGCUGGGACCUGCCUCAAAGUGGCAAUGGAUGUCACCCUGAGGUCACCUCUGGCUCAUUAGGAUCCGGAAUAAAUCCAUUCUGUCAAA
This is a messenger RNA of Rattus rattus (black rat), 5706 nucleotides long. RefSeq names its product Ras association domain family member 2 (gene Rassf2). Gene Ontology annotation, cellular component: nucleus; cytoplasm. Lineage: Eukaryota; Metazoa; Chordata; Mammalia; Rodentia; Muridae. Gene Ontology annotation, biological process: positive regulation of protein kinase activity; signal transduction; positive regulation of JNK cascade. The record is from RefSeq and is a predicted model, not a curated record. The transcript is spliced from 11 exons. Bases 337 to 1317 code for a protein of 326 amino acids.